Messenger RNA from Cuscuta epithymum, 1306 nucleotides. Lineage: Eukaryota; Viridiplantae; Streptophyta; Magnoliopsida; Solanales; Convolvulaceae. The record is from the annotation of a GenBank genome assembly.
AAGGACUUCUUUUUUAUUUCCCAACAUUUUCCAUUGCUUGCCCCAUCUAUCCAUUCAUCUCCCUUUUCCUUCCUCACUCUCCCAAACCUAAACUUUCUGAAAAGGGCUUAUGUCUUUCUCAUGAAAUUAACAGGGAUUCAAGCUUCUAGAUAAUGAAUAUGGCUCAAUUAACUGAACCAGUUGUCUAUUCUUGGAAUGGAAGUGGGGAUGACUAUGAAGAUGAUGACACUGUUAUGGCCUUGCUCAAUAAUCUUAAUUUCUCCCCGGAGUGUUUGGAAGGAGAUGGUUUCGGCGAAGAUUUUGAUGCCACUAUGUUGGGACCUAUACCUUCUGACGUUGCCUUAACCGGGCUCGCUCCGUUCCCCCAUAACAAUAUCACAGACGACUCUUUGAAUGCACCAUUCAAGCUGAAGGCUUGUGCUCAAACUCAGCAACUAAAUGACGGAGAUGAAAAGUCCGCUAAGCCCUUUCUUGGUCGGGAUAAACAUUGUGAGGUUGUGAUGUACCAAACACAGAGCCCAGACUCUGUCCUUGAGAGUAACAGUGCCACCUCCUUCUGCUCGAUCCGGAAGGAGGGCGGGCCCAUCAAACCUGGAUUAACUGUUCCUGUCCGAGCCCGGUCCAAGCGUGUACGAUCCUCAACCGCCAAUCCAUGGCUUCUAAUACCUCCUCUGCAAACUUCAUCUUUCAAAAAGAAAGCAAAGAGGAAGUUUUCCCGGAAGCCCAAUGGGCCUGCUAAUGAUGCACCAUGGGAUGGGGUGUUUAAGAAAUGCACACAUUGUGAGGUUACGAAGACACCACAAUGGAGGGAGGGUCCACUUGGCCCGAAGACACUGUGCAAUGCAUGUGGGGUCCGGUAUCGUUCCAGGCGGCUCUUCCCAGAAUAUCGACCAGCAGCCAGUCCAACGUUCAUUCCUUCUCUCCAUUCCAAUUCGCACAGGAAGGUGAUAGAGAUGAGAAGGAAAGUUGAAGAAAGGGAGACUGUUCAGGACCCUCCCAUGUCACCAAUACCCGAAUUCGUCCCCAAGAGUAGCUACCUGUUUGAUUAGUUGCAUAUACUGAGAGAGAUAUUCAGGUUUAGGAAUUAAUUAAUGUUUCGUUCAUUUUGAACAUUUUUUAUUUAUGUUUUUCCUGCUAAAGAAAAGAGGAUGGUCCUCAGCUGUAUUAGAUUUAUUAGAGGAAUUAAAGCUUAGGUUUAGAUUUGUUAGUGAUUAUUGAAUUAUUUUGGUACAAUUAUUGACCUCUAUGAAAGUUAUGAAUGUGUAUCGCACAUUCGCACUAUUGAUUAAAAAACACCAACCUUGAC